Messenger RNA from Lasiodiplodia theobromae, 459 nucleotides. Its product is annotated as C6 zinc finger domain containing protein. The record is from RefSeq and is a predicted model, not a curated record. Bases 1 to 459 code for a protein of 152 amino acids. Lineage: Eukaryota; Fungi; Ascomycota; Dothideomycetes; Botryosphaeriales; Botryosphaeriaceae. The transcript is spliced from 3 exons.
AUGGACACAAACACGACGAGCGCCGCCAGCGGCAUAGACGCGACCCCAGCCGGCAGCAACCCCACCGUCAACACGGACUUCAAAGCCGCCGCCAACGGCGCCGACACCAGCGCCAUCGACGACGACCUCGGCGACAACCACCACGGCGGCCUGCAGAUGCACGACCCCUUCGGCGGCGACAAGCUGGACCGGAUCGCCGGCGACGACGACGACAUGCACAUGCCCGGCGGCUCGUCGUCAGCAGGCGGCGGCGGCAGCGGCGGCGGGUCGCCCACGCGCGACCGUCGUCAGAGCAAGGAGUGGGAUGCGAGCAAAGUCCCGCCGUCGCGGUUCCAGAAACGCAGCGGCAGCAUCUACUCGACGCCGAGCAGCCGUGAUGCUCACUUGACCGGCACCGGGUCUGAGAGGGAUAAGGGGUACUGGGAGAAGAUGAAGGAGAAGGGCUGGAUUAAGAAAUAG